Messenger RNA from Carlito syrichta (Philippine tarsier), 2250 nucleotides. It is a transcript of the gene IL11RA, whose product is annotated as interleukin 11 receptor subunit alpha. The record is from RefSeq and is a predicted model, not a curated record. Gene Ontology annotation, cellular component: membrane. The transcript is spliced from 13 exons. Gene Ontology annotation, molecular function: protein binding; cytokine receptor activity. Bases 479 to 1771 code for a protein of 430 amino acids. Lineage: Eukaryota; Metazoa; Chordata; Mammalia; Primates; Tarsiidae.
GGAAACAUUUGCUGAGAAGUGAAAAAAGCGGGGAGUGAGAUUUUUCAUUUGAUUUUGUCCACGUGUGUUCAAGGGGGUGUCCUUUUGUUAACUGUGCCUAGUGAGUCCACGUGUGUAUGAGGCUGUAUUUGGCUGUGUGAGAACAUAGGCAAUCUCUCACUGACAGGGACAUAAGCAUUAGCAACCCUCCUCUCCCUCUUGCUGGCCCCGGCUGCGUCUGUGGCUUCCCUUCCAGACUUGGGGGAGGCCUCUUCCCUUCCCAGAGCCUUGGGUGGGAGGACAGGAGGGAGGAGGGAGAAGGGGGGAGGGGGCCUGACUAGGGGCGGCUGAGCUCUGGGGCUCAGAGGGGGCGGGGCAGGAAAGGGGAAGGAGGGGAUGGCUCUGGGGUCCCAGAACUGAGUGGAGCAGUAGCCGAGUGCUGUAGCUGGUGGGAGGAAGUCCUGGAGGCCAUGGACACUCAGCCACUGGGAUCAACGAGAUGAGCAGCAGCUGCUCAGGGCUGAGCAGGGUCCUGGUGACCGUAGCUACAGCCCUGGUGUCUGCCUCCUCCCCCUGCCCCCAGGCCUGGGGGCCCCCAGGGAUCCAGUAUGGGCAGCCUGGCAGGUCCGUGAUCCUGUGUUGUCCUGGAGUAACUGCUGGGGCCCCGGUGUCCUGGUUUCGAGACGGGGAGCCACGGCUGGUACAGAGACCCAACUCUGGUUUAGGGCAUGAACUGGUCUUGGCCCAGGCAGACAGAACUGAUGAGGGCACCUACAUCUGCCAGACCCUGGAUGGUGCACUUGGGGGCACAGUGACCCUGCAGCUGGGCUACCCCCCUGCCCGCCCUGUUGUCUCCUGCCAAGCAGCUGACUAUGAGAACUUCUCCUGCACCUGGAGUCCCAGUCAGGUCAGCGGUUUACCCACCCGCUACCUCACCUCCUACAGAAAGAAGACGGUACCAGGAGCUGAUGGCCAGAGGAGAAGUCCGUCUACAGGGCCCUGGCCAUGCCCACAGGACCCCCUAGGGGCUGCCCGCUGUGUGGUCCAUGGGGCAGAGUUCUGGAGUCAGUACCGGAUUAAUGUGACUGAGGUGAACCCACUGGGUGCCAGCACACGCCUGCUGGAUGUGAGCUUGCAGAACAUCUUGCGCCCUGAUCCACCCCAGGGGCUGCGGGUGGAGUCGGUACCAGGUUACCCACGACGCCUGCGUGCCAGCUGGACAUACCCUGCCUCCUGGCCCCAGCAGCCCCAUUUCCUGCUCAAGUUCCGGUUGCAGUAUCGUCCAUCACAGCAUCCAGCCUGGUCCAUGGUGGAGCCAGCUGGAUUGGAGGAGGUGAUCACAGACGCUGUGGCUGGGCUGCCCCACGCUGUCCGGGUCAGUGCUCGGGACUUUCUAGAUGCUGGCACCUGGAGCGCCUGGAGCCCAGAGGCCUGGGGAACUCCAAGCACUGGGCCUCUACCAAAGGAGAUACCAGCUGGGGGCCAGCUACACACGCAGCCAGGGGUGGACCCUCAGGUGGACAGUCCUGCUCCUCCAAAGCCCUCUCUCCAGCCAGACCCACGGCCACUUGAUCACAGGGACCCUCUGGAGCAGGUGGCCGUGCUGGCAUCUUUGGGAAUCCUUUCUUUCCUGGGACUGGCAGUGGGAGCCCUGGCACUGGGGCUCUGGCUGAGGCUGAGACGGGGUGGGAAGGAUGGAUCCCAAAAGCCUGGGUUCUUGGCCCCAAUGAUUCCAGUGGACAAGCGCUCAGGAGCUUCAAACCUGCAGAGGACCCAGGAGGGCUUCAGCUGAUUCCACCUCUAACUCUGUCUCGAUUGUAUGGAUGGAUGGACAGAUAGAACCCAGACAGGACAGUAGAUCCCAAUGGAUGGGGUCUCAGUUGGAGGUUCUGUUUGAAGUCAGAGGCAGGUGGAGGUGUAUUGCUUAUCCUGUGACACUCCUGGGGCCUGGUUCUUGGCCUGUUGCUGCAGAACCCAAGAGGCACAUCCUGUUUUGUAAGACCCUGCAUUCCAAACUUGCUAGCCUGAAAGGAGACUGGACCUCUGAUUUCAUCCCAGAGCUGGAGUUCCGCCUGGGGAAUGUGUGUAGGUGUGUAUGUCUGUGUCUAUGUGUGACCAUGUGUAUGUGAGACAGGGAACGUGUGUUCUCUGCAUACGAGUAUGUACGUAGGUGCCUGGGGAGAGUGUGUGGGUCCUUGGCUCUUGGCUUUGCCCCUCACAGGGGUCGUGAAGGUGUGAAUAAAGAGAAUGAGGAAGUUCUUGGUGGCCACA